Molecule: messenger RNA, 1692 nt
Organism: Caenorhabditis briggsae
Lineage: Eukaryota; Metazoa; Nematoda; Chromadorea; Rhabditida; Rhabditidae
Gene: Cbr-wrt-9
Product: Protein CBR-WRT-9
Exons: 11
Coding region: 1-1692 (563 amino acids)
Source: RefSeq, a predicted model, not a curated record
AUGCGCCAUGGAGCGUUUAUCCUUUCAUCCUUUCUUCUUCUACUGCAGCUUUAUGUAAUCGAAACCUCAUAUUGUGGCGAGAAUGGAGUGCCGUACAGUCUGGAAAUUUUGUCAGACGGCUCACCAGUGCUGGGCUGUGCUCAGCCAACUUGUAUGUCCGAACCAUUAGAGGAUAACGAGGAUAGUAUUUUCAUUGCUAAUGCUGCUGGACAGGAAGACGGAUAUUUCCGAGAAGGAGACAGGCAAAGGAGAAGUUAUUCGCAGAGUUAUAAACCGAAAGCCGAAUGCCCUGGUCAUUUCUCAGAAUUUGCGUGCACCAAAAAAAAUCAAUGGGUUGGAGGAAUAGAUUUCAUUGACCAUCCAAGACAACCAUUGGUCCUUCAAUGCUGCACAUUUGAAGGUUUGCGCUUUUCUCAGGACGUCGGUGUCACCACAAUUUCAUCUGGAGAAGCAGUAACUGGUGGCGAAGUUGUUCGUGACGGUCGUCAAAUUUCGUUUGAUGUUAUCGCAAACGCUAGGAAACUGGUGGAUCCGGAUGAUCCCAAACGAACUUACUAUGAAGUCACCGUCCGUCGCAUGAAUUGCCUUCCCGACCCGCCCGAGUUCGAAGUUGCAUAUGACGACGAUGUUGAGUCGGAAAUUCGACGAGUGUUGGGAAACGCCACAAACUCUGCCAUGAACAUUGGGCAUGACAAUCACCCACACAUUGCACGAGAGAAAAAGGUUCCAAUAAAUAGACCUUACAAGAGAAAACCAAAAACUUCCUCGACGCACAAUGUUGUUUCGCCAUUUGUGGAUGGACAUGAUGGUGAGAAGAAACCAAGAUCGGAGCCGUUUAUCGGAAGUUUUGGAGCUACAAUCUUCGACCCAACAGCUGAGCAUAACGCACAAGAGGAAUCUGCAAAAUCUGCAACGCCCCCGCCAAAGCGAGAACAUGUUCCUUAUACAAGAAGAAUAUUAACUCCCAAACCGAGAAUAAUUCCAACAACAACUCAAACACCGACAACAAUUGCUCCACCAGUUCAAGUUCAAGUUGAACCAGUUUCUCCAAUGCCGGCAGCUCCAUUGAAUCCGUUUGCAUUUGCCCCACUACCACCAUUUCCACAGUUUGGACUGCCACAACCAAACCUUUUCCAAUUUCCCGCUGCUCCACCUGCUCCUGCUCCUCUUCCCCCAGCCCCAGGACCAACAAUAUCGGGUGUCCUGCAAGCACCUCAACUAACUCCACUCCAACCAUACAACCAUCAAUUUGCAUUCUUCCAACCACAGCCACCAAUUGGACAGUAUGGCUUGAACGGUUUCCAUCAGCCAGCACCAGUUUAUGGUCUUCACGGAGUUCAGAACGUUCCGUCGGAUCAGUUCAAUAAUUUAGAUGUUUAUACGAAAUCAUUACUCACCAAUCCACAGAGUCCUUUUGCUCUGCAAAUGCCAACAUUUGGAGCAGCUCCUCCAGCUCCUCAAUUCUUCCCACAGCAACAGCCAACUAUUGAACAGAAUGCAAGUCUUCAAAGAAUUGAUAUUCAAGCACCACAAAGAGAAAAGAUUGCACAAACAGCAGCUCAAUUCAGCCUUCAACCCCAAGCAGCAAAUCAAAUCCCAAAAAAAGACACUUUGGGAGCUUUAUACAGGCCGCCACCUUUUGCUGCACUCGGAACAACUUUGUACAAUUUCCAAGCUCAUAAUGGAAAAUAA